UUGUACUUCAUUUGGAUUUUUGUAGAGGUGCCUUUCUCUAAACUUGCAACAUAGCAUAGUGUAUCUACUCUAAAGUAGGUGUUUUCAUUCAAGAAAGCUGGCGGGUGUGCAAAUGUGCUGAACUGUAAUCGUAGCAUUGUUAAAACACUUCAAAAUUAUCUAAAACAGUGUUAAAACUUCAUACAACAGUUAAUGAAAUAGUCAAGAACCGUGGGCGCGGCGAGUGGCUCGACGACUGCAGCAUGGACGACGACCAGCAGUUCUGUCUACGCUGGAACAAUCACCAGUCCACGCUGGUGUCCGUGUUCGACACACUCCUAGAGAAAGGCAUUCACGUGGACUGUACCCUCGCGGCCGAGGGCCAGACGCUAAAGGCGCACAAAGUCGUCCUGUCGGCGUGCAGUCCCUAUUUCGAGAAUGUACUAUCACAGCAAUAUGACAAGCAUCCAAUAAUCAUCUUGAAAGAUGUGAAAUAUGCAGAGUUACGAGCCAUGAUGGACUAUAUGUACCGAGGAGAGGUGAACAUCUCGCAGGACCAGUUGGCAGCCUUGCUGAAGGCUGCCGAGUCCCUGCAGAUCAAGGGCCUCUCUGACAACAAGCCGUCCAGGCCACCGUCGCGCCCUGCACAGGUCGCCCCAGCACACCCGCCUCGUGCUCCGUCUCCACCACCACAGGUCCGAGACGGUAGCAUAGACAGUCGCGAAGGGUCCAUAAGCCCAACCCGUCGCAGGAAGAAAGCGCGCCGCAUGUCCGUAGAAAUCCCCCCAGUUGUACAACAGCCUGCAGAAAUCCAUGGGAACGGGGAAGAGCCCCCUUGCAAGGAGGAGAACGCUAGAGAUGGUGUUGAGGAUCUCACGCUGGACGAGGAGGCCGAAGAGCCACCGGCCGUGGCACAUAACGACGUCGUACGCAAUUUUCAAUGGCAUAUGGAAAGAUCUCAGGAUGAAAUCAUGAAUUCGAGUGACAGUGUUCGAGACUCGCAAGAGUCGCACAAGGAGGGGCUGCCAUCCGCCCUGCUGUCGCUGCUGUCGGCGCAGGCGCAGCCCGGGCUGGCGGCGCUAGUGCCAGCCUGCAUCCAGGUCACCAACAUCCUCAAGCCGCCCAUCAUGCCCAAGCAUCCUCUCGACUCAUUAGCCGCCAUUCCUGACGACCUCAAAGCCCAUCUGCUGCAACAGGCCUUUUUGCAAAACAACAAUGCGCCGAAACGCGAAGAGCUGGAUUCUGAGGAAUACGACGAUACGGACGACAUAGUCCUACCUGAGGACACUGAGGCCUUCUACGAUCAUUCAGUACCGGGCGAUGAGCACGAAGAGAACAAGACAGAGGUGAAAUAUUCGCGUCGCGACGGUAACAGCUCUGACGAUGCGAGCCGUCAAUUCGAGUGCCGACAUUGCGGUAAGAAAUACCGCUGGAAGUCGACACUGCGUCGUCAUGAGAACGUAGAAUGUGGUGGCAAAGCCCCGGCUCAUCAGUGUCCUUACUGCUCCUACAAGGCCAAACAGAGAGGCAAUCUUGGCGUUCACAUUCGUAAACACCACAACAACGAGUGGUAUAUCUACGCCAGCAACAAAGUCAGGCGUAAUAAAAAAACAUCAAUCUAGUUUAGACUUCAUUCGACCAAAGUAGAUACCUAACCAAAUCGGUACUGCAAUAAUAUUAUUAUUUAUAUUUUAACUUUUCGUUAAAAGAGUUUAUAUACACUGAGAAUAGUUGUAAUGUGCACAUUCCCUAACGGCAUUAGUGUUAAUUUUGUUGUUUUUGUUAGAGUUUAUGAUCGUAGUUAAGACUGACCCAAGUAUUUUAUCGGGAGUACGGCCCCAGGUCGGAUGUAUAUUAGAGUUAAUGUCCGUUAUUUCCAAAGCGAUAUAUUUAAUGAAAAUAUAGAAUCUAGUAGUAAAUAUUUUGAUAUUAAUCGGACUUGACAUAAAGCAAUAAAUUUUCAUACCAUAUGUAGCUCGAAUUUUUCUAGUUUUAUAAUCAAUCAUUCCUUAUAAGGAAUAUGUAAUUCCAAAUUUGUUAAUUGUAGUGCAAUGAUAUUAGAAUGAUUAGUUAAUUAGGUAAAAAUAUAUAAGGGUCCUCCCACAUCUAGCCUGACGUCUUUUUCCAUACAGUUGGCCCGACGCGACGCUCGCGGGACGCUAGAUGUGGGGGGACCCUAAUUGUUUUGUAGGUUAUAUUUUUCUUUCAUCUUUAUCUCACGGGUAAGAAACUUACUAUAAUUUUUGUUGAUGGUCAAGUCUUACAUCCAUUAUUAACCAAAUCGUUGUUAGUCCUGUUUAAUUUAUUUCUUUUUGUUUUCCUAACUUAGACUUAAAUUCGAGGGACCAUUAUUUAUUACCUUGUCUUCCUAUCUCUACACCGUUGUAGCAAACCCAAAGUUAUAUUAAUUUAAAUUGUUUAUUUAUUAGUGUAAGAAUAAUGUUAAUAAAGCUGCUUUUGCAGUUCUUUAUAGGAAAACAAUAGAUCUCUCAAGUGACUGUCUGAAGUGUUGAGUUUGUUGACGAGACGAGGCUAUUCCACCGAGCAAAUAUAUCAGAAUACUGAGAAUCUAUUGCUUUUAACACGAUUAAGUAAUAAAAGCUCAUCCAUAAUGUGCCUACAAUGUUACCUGUAGUUAUAAUAUUAUAAUACUUAAUGGUGUUUUUGAUAUUGUUGUUAUUCGGUAAACUGGGAUAGAAAAUGUGUUCAAAAUUAUGUAAAUUGUUAUCUUGAUAUUAACUGAUAUUUAUUUGCAAUAACCUAUUCGAGUUUUGUUUAACAUAUUGACUGUUAAUAUUUUUUGUUAAACUAGGAUAACAAAGCUAUUUGACCAAAGUCAGUAUUAGAUUUAACGUGAUGGUAAGAAAUAAGAAGUUAUUGUUGUAGAAACAUUCAAGUCAUAUAACCGAGUAUGCAAACUGUUCUGAUUAAAAUAUGCAAUAUUCCCAUCAUAUAUUUAUUACGCUCUUGGACACUGAAUAUAUGUAGCAUGAAUUAUUAUUCAAAACGAAUGGUACGUCGUUUAAAUUGUUUGUUAAUUUUAUUGGAGAACUAGUUUAAUUAGUGUGAUUUUUAUAUGAAUAUUUUGGGGUUUAUUUGGUAGAAACGUUUAAUCAAAUAUAGUUAUAAUAUAUAUGAA
Molecule: messenger RNA, 3118 nt
Organism: Leguminivora glycinivorella
Lineage: Eukaryota; Metazoa; Arthropoda; Insecta; Lepidoptera; Tortricidae
Product: longitudinals lacking protein, isoforms A/B/D/L-like
Exons: 6
Coding region: 243-1601 (452 amino acids)
Biological process (GO): regulation of transcription by RNA polymerase II
Cellular component (GO): nucleus
Molecular function (GO): protein binding
Source: RefSeq, a predicted model, not a curated record